AAUCGGCGAGUGCAUCGUAUAUAAGCUGCUGUUGCGGUUCGUACCUGGUCCAGACCAGUUCGACGUUCUAAUAGACCAGCCACAAUGAGAAACCUGACGGCAUUUGCGAUUCUCGCUUUUUUUGCACUGGCUCUAACGGAGGCGGCUGUUUACAUCGGUGGCGGUUGUUACGACUGUAAUCCGCCCGGAGGCCAAGGACCCGGAGUCUACACAGGUGGCAACGGAGGACGAGGAGGUGGAUACAACGGAGGCGGAGGCGGUGGAGGCUACAACGGCGGCGGAGGUGGAGGAGGUGGCCGUCGUCCAGUAUAUACGGGCAACUUUGGACCCGGCUAUGGCAACGGCGGAGGAGGUGGAGGAGGAGGCUACGGAGGCGGCGGUGGAGGUGGCUACGAUGAUGGCGGUCUUACGCAGAUUAUAAGCGGCUGAGAUUAUAAUCUCGAAGCUUUGCUAGCGCUAAGCCCGCAGAGCAAGCAUCGUCUGAAACUUAGAUUACAUAGACUUAAAUAAAAAAAAUAUAUAUUUUAUCA
Molecule: messenger RNA, 530 nt
Organism: Drosophila sechellia
Lineage: Eukaryota; Metazoa; Arthropoda; Insecta; Diptera; Drosophilidae
Gene: BomT3
Product: Bomanin Tailed 3
Exons: 2
Coding region: 85-429 (114 amino acids)
Source: RefSeq, a predicted model, not a curated record